GGCUCAUUCAUCAGUUUUCUCUUGCCGUGAAUGGACCUUGCUUCCUUUGUGUGAUGUACGGAAAAAUCUUAUCGACCAUACCCGUGCCCAGCAGCAGCAGUAGCCAGUUCACCAAAAGUGCUACCUUUUUUCUUUAGUUUUUUGUUGAGUUUCUCGCUAGUUCUCGGGAUAGCCUCAUCCAGAGGAUAAAAAAUAGAUCGGGUUAAACACAUUUAGGCGUUUCCGGUAUUGUUCUGAAGAGUGCGGAUCAGUUCCGGGCGUGGUUGCAAGUUUUUUCCGAAUCGGUUCAAGAAGUCUCCUCGAUGAGAAAACCACUUGAGUUCGUUAGCAUAUUAGCGCAGAGUCCCUUUCCUACAGUAGGUCUAAGUGUACCGGGAAAAAAACCUAGUUCCGCAUAAGGGUAUUCAAAAGGUGGUACGUCGAUUAGUACCAAAAAAGCAAGGACUAUUAAAUCAGAAAAAUCGAUUUUGGCUGCCAUCUGUGCUGGCUGUAAAACGAGACGAGGUCAGGCUGAAGAAGUGUGUUCUGGGUGCAGUUUCCGUGUGAAGGAAAAUUUUUACUUUAUUGGUUUAUUUAUUUUAAUAAUGAGUGAUUAUUCAAACCAGAACUCGCAAAAUUUUAGUCAAUCGUCAGCAUUUGCAGCCGCUUUACAGAGAGCUAAACAAAUUGCAGCUAAAAUACAUCCGGGUGGUGCUCAACCGAUUAAGAGACCGCUAGAGGACGACUCGGGACCAGAAUCGAAAAAGUUUGGAUCACAGUCUGACUUUAACAAUGCCAACUCGCCGACUGGCAUGAGCCCAGCUGCUAUGCAAGCCGCUGCUCAAGCUGCUGCCGUAGCCGCACGUUUGUCACAAAUCAACAACAACUCAAACAACUCGAACUCAUCCGGAGGAGCUGGUGCUCAAGAUCCAGUGCAGAGAGCUCGCGAUCUUAUCAGCAAAAUGGUGAACCCACAGGGAGGUCCAGGACACAAUGGUCCCAUGGAUAAUGGAAACCACGGCGGAGCCGGUGGUGGAGGUCCCGGAGGCCGCGGAGGCUUCGGCGGAGGAGGAAACUUCAACAAUCAACCAUCCCAGGAAAUUAUGAUUCCAGGAUCCAAAGUGGGUCUUAUUAUUGGUAAGGGAGGCGAAACUAUCAAGCAGCUGCAAGAAAAGUCCGGUGCCAAAAUGGUUAUCAUACAGGAUGGUCCAGGUCAAGAAAUGGAAAAACCACUGCGAAUCUCUGGUGAUCCACAAAAGGUGGAACACGCCAAACAGCUUGUGUUUGACUUGAUUCAAGAAAAAGAUAACUACAACAGUCAGCGACAGCAAACCAACAUGAACGGUACGGAACAGGCCGAAGUCUUCGUUCCGAAAUCGGCUGUCGGGGUUGUUAUUGGCAAGGGAGGUGAUAUGAUCAAGAAAAUUCAAGGUGAAUCGGGUUGCAAGCUUCAGUUCAUACAGGGCAGAGGAGAUGGUCCCGGCGAUCGGCGGUGUAUCGUUCAGGGAGCUCGCGGUCAAGUCGAGGAGGGCAAACGAAUGAUUGAAGAGCUGAUAGAAAGUGUUCAGCGAAGAGAACAGGGUGGCGGAGGUCGAGGUGGUCGUGGCGGUGAUCGUGAUGACCGAGGCGAUCGAGGUGACCGGCCACAUCGAGGCGGCCGUGAUCAUCAUGACAAUGGCAACGGUGGUCAGUACGGACAGGAUUUCGGAGGACCACAGGUUACCCGUGAGGAAUACACCUUCACGGUACCUGUCAACAAGUGCGGCAUUAUCAUCGGUCGCGGAGGAGACACUAUCAAACAGAUCAAUCAACAAUCGUCCGCUCACACUGAAAUGGACCGCAAAGCUUCUGCAAACCAGACGGCAGAGAAAACUUUCACUAUCAAGGGAGAGCCGCACCAGGUUGAAGAAGCCAAACGAUUGAUUCAGGAUAAAAUCAACAUGGAAAUCAACCUAGUUUAUGUUGGUACCACGACGGGUCCUGCUCAGCAGUAUCAAAACAAUGGCCAGAAUGCUUAUGGAGGCCAAAGUUGGGGUGGCUAUCCGCAGCAGUCGUGGGACCAACAGGCGCAAGUACAGCCCAGUGCUCAACCCACAGCAGCGGCCCCUCAAGCUGCUCCUGGCGGUGGUGGACAAGCUGACUACUCCCAAGAAUGGAUCGAUUACUAUCGGCAAAUGGGAAUGCACCGCGAAGCCGAAAUGAUUGAACAGCAAGUUAAGGCACGUCAAGUCGCGGCUCAACAGGGAGCAGCCGCAGCCACGGUUCAAGCAACACAAGCUAAUCAAACUGUACAAGGUACAUCAGUGGUGACAACCAGCCAAGCCGGAGCGCAACAAUCCCCUUCUGGAGGACAAGGUGGCGGGCAGGCCGAUUACAGUGCCGAAUGGGCUGAAUACUACCGAAGAAUCGGUAGAGUUGAAGAAGCCGAAGCAAUCGAACGGCAGAUAACUCAAAAUAAGGCGCCACAGAAUCCUGGUGCACCAGGAGCAGCCGGUGGACCACAAUUUCCCGGAGCAGGUGUUCCAGCUGGAGGUCCUGGAGCCAAUCCACAGCAACCUGCAGCGCCACAAGGGAAUCCUGGAGCUUACGGAGCCCAGCAGUAUCAGCAGUACUACGCUAAUGCGGCUGCUGCCGGUGGCCAGUCAGGUGGAUUCCAAGGCUAUCCCUAUGGAGGAGGGUAUCACGGUCAACAAGGUGGACCAGGGCAGCAACCAGGCGGCCCUGGACAGGACAAGAACUAAACGAGUCCCAUGAUUCGGUCGAUCAAUGUACUCGAUUAAGGCGGUCAAACCUUCCACAUCUUUCCGAUACGUGCUAAGAUUAUGAUUGCUAUAUAACCAUAUAUACCGACUAUUGAAAACACAUUUAACAACAUUAGCGUUCAAGCUAUGUAGGACAAUUGAAAAAAAUAAUCUAGGAUCAAACACAGCUUGGUAGAAAGCAAAUACCUAGUUUAUAACCAAAAACAUGAGGAAUAAGAUCAUCCUACUUACAUGUAAACUAGAAGAAAAAAAACAUGAAAACAUUAAAACUGAACACAAAAUAGCAUUAUCGAUUGCAUUCAAUUCGACGACAGUGUGUGUAUGUGUAUGUGUCCGUUCUAAACUCUUAUCGGUUUUAAAUUGAGUUUGAUUUCGGGCAUUGUGUGAACGACAACUGUUCUACAGAUUUUGGGCGUUUAGGCCUGAAAUAAGCGUGCACUGAAGUGCGACAUGGGCUCCUUCUAAAAAUGAACAUUAUUUGCGCCAACAGCAUUUAUUCUUGAUUAGAGUCCACUUAAAUUGGUCAAACAGGCACCAAUGUGUGGUGUAUGUUCUAUAUAAGUGAACCAGGAUCACGUAAUAUUAAUAUUCUUAUCGAUUUGAUAUUCCCUAAAUAUGCAUUAUUUUACUGUUAAAAAUGGAAUCAAGUAAAUGAAACGUAAGAUCGAUCACUGUAUAAUACAAAUAUUUAUCAUUUCAUUUGUUUUAUCAUACUUAUCAAAAUCCUUACAUGAGAAAAAUGGCCAUUUUUCUUUCACUGUACCUGUCCAUAUAAACCUUUAUAUAAACACCAGUUAUUACGUUUUCUUUUAUUUUCAUAUGCUUUUUUUCUUCUCUCCGAGCGUGAUUCUCACUGUGAUCGGGUCAAAUCAAAAGACUGGCAAAAAGGCCUCUCGAGUACCGAAGGAUUUUGGUGCCUCACCAGGGACGCAUGUAAUGCAGAUUUUCCUAUACGGAAGGUAAUUCUGAUACACUGAACUAAAUGAUACUUUGAUAAUUUCUGAUGAUUUAUUUCUUGACAUCAGCAGUAAAUGUAUUUGUCCCAUUGACACCAUGUAAACUAUUAUAAUACUAUAUGACCUAUGUUGAUCUAUUUAAAUGUAUUUUCCUAGAACGAUUCACUUUUCUCAAUGCUUUUACUAUAUGAAUUAUCUUGGCUUCAUUCAAAUGGUAUUCUGCGUCUUCGAUUAUAUAUAAAUCUUUUAUAUCAAUAUGUCAUUUACUACAUGGUAAUAUGUUCGUUUUAUAUGAUAAACAACUAAUUGGUUUAUCACCGAAUAUUGAUAGCAAUAUUUUAUUGAACUUUUGAAAGUGUAAUGGUCACACUCAAUAACAGUGGUAUGUUUAUAUUGGCAAGGAAACCCAAACGCAAUUGUGGAACAGUGAAGAAUCAAACACAUACUGCUUCGAAAUCAGUAUUGUAAUCGUUUGUGUGACUAUUUCAUCGUGAUGGACAAAUGAACAAUAGUUGAAACAAAACCAGAUACAGACACCAUAGAACACUUAAAUGAAAGUGACAAUAAUCCCAUAGCGAAUCAAACAAAAAGAAGAGUCGAAAACGACACGAAACAAGUGAAGAGACAGUCUAUUGAAGUGAUAAUAGAGGAAACAUGCUUCCCGUACAGUGGAUAAUCAUGGAAAAGGGAGAAAAGUAGUUUGGCGAAGUGUGAACACAAAAAAGGUGAGAUUGUUUGACAAAUGUAAAUGAUUUCGAUUUUCUUAUCCAUAUUAUCUGAUUAAUUGUCACAUUAACAUACAUACAUUCGACAGUUGUGUAUGCAAUCGUACUAAUAAUAAACUAUAUCGGAAAACAUGAACAUUUUGUGUGUAGUUAAGGUACCUAUUGAUCCCACAAAUAAAUCUUUUAAGCGUUCAACCACAGUUCGAAAUACAACUUAUCCAAUAUCAUAUUUUAGUAGUAAGAAAUCGAUUUUAUCUACCGAUCAAAUGCACACAACACAGAUACAUGCAAACAAUCUGAAUGGUUCUCACCGCUAUUUAUACAUCAAAUGUAUAUUUUAUUUUUUUGUGUCCUUGCAAACACGUUUUUUCCAAAACGUUCACUUGAUUAUUUUUCGUACACUUACGGGAUUCACUUAUUCUAGCUAGAUUAGUGAACAGUAAACACAGAGUGUUAAGAAAUUUUCCCUGUUUGGAGUGCCUCAAUAUUCUAUGCAGGGGCGGUAAAGACAACUGCCAGAAAGCGAACUUUCGAUUUCCUGAGAACUCUUGGUCUACAAUAAAAUUCGCUUGACGUCUCAUUUGGCGCUUUGGUAAAAGUUUAUAGCAAAAUUCAUAACGCUCUGGCUUGUGAAACUGUUUUCCUUCCAUUCUUCCAUCAAAAUUUUCCGAAACGAAAAAACAGUAACCAAGAUAAAUUGCAACUAAUAAAAUUGUUCAGGUACCCAUCAA
Uranotaenia lowii is the source of this 5153-nucleotide messenger RNA. It is a transcript of the gene Psi, whose product is annotated as far upstream element-binding protein 1. Gene Ontology annotation, molecular function: mRNA binding. The record is from RefSeq and is a predicted model, not a curated record. Gene Ontology annotation, biological process: regulation of DNA-templated transcription. Bases 585 to 2720 code for a protein of 711 amino acids. Gene Ontology annotation, cellular component: cytoplasm; nucleus. NCBI's taxonomy places the organism in Eukaryota, Metazoa, Arthropoda, Insecta, Diptera, Culicidae. The transcript is spliced from 7 exons.